AUGGUUCACGGCGAAGAUGAACGCUUUGGAAUCGUCCUGGAUGCUGGCUCAUCCGGAACACGAAUCUACAUAUAUCGAUGGCUCGGAAACUCGGUCGCGCGUCUCGAAGCCUCGUCCCCCGCUACCCUCCCAGAGCUAGAAACAAAGGACAAAUGGACGAAGAAAGUCCACCCAGGAGUAUCGACCUUUGGGGGAACACCCGAGCUUGUUGGCCCAGAUCACUUACAACCGCUCCUCGAACACGCUCUCAAGUAUAUCCCCCAAGAUGCCGUCCCUGAGACUCCUAUCUUCCUCCUCGCGACAGCGGGCAUGCGCCUCCUGCCCGACCACCAACAAAAAGCCCUUCUGCGGAACAUAUGCUCCUACAUUAGAUCCGAGACGGAAUUCUCAUUACCCGAUUGUGAUGGCCAUAUCCAGGUGAUAACAGGAGAGACGGAAGGACUGUACGGGUGGAUCGCAGCAAACUACUUGCUUGGGGGAUUCGACUCGCCUGAAGACCAUCAACAUGGAAAAGGACACCACACGUAUGGAUUUUUGGACAUGGGUGGCGCCUCUGCUCAGAUUGCCUUUGCGCCCAAUGCGACCGAGGCCGAGAAGCACGCCAACGAUCUUACACUGCUGAGACUAAGGACAAUCAAUGGCCUGCCACAAGAGUACAAAGUGUUUGUAACGACAUGGCUGGGUUUCGGCGCAAACGAAGCCCGGCGCCGCUAUGUUCAAGAUCUUGAGGAAUCCUACGCCAUUGAUGGCGUCCUCGAGGUUCCCGACCCGUGUCUCCCAACUGGUCUGCGACUAAACUUCGACGGCACCAUCAUCUCCGACGAGGGUCCGUCUUCAUCGAACCAUUAUCUUCGUGGUGUGGGCAAAUUUGAUGAAUGCCUAAGGCGCACGUUCCCCCUUCUGGAGAAAGACAUCCCCUGUCCGGAUGAACCUUGUUUAAUCCAUGGCGUCCAUGUCCCUGCGAUAGAUUUCGAGGUGAACCAUUUCAUCGGGAUCAGCGAGUACUGGCACACCACACACGAGAUCUUCGAGAUGGCGCACAAGGACAAGGCAUAUGAUUUCAACACGUACCAGCAGAGGGUAAAGGAAUUCUGUGAGCAGGACUGGUCAGAUAUCCAACAGAGCGUGGCGGAUCAUGUCUAUGGCAAAAAGGUUGACGACAAGACCGCACUGGAAGUCUGUUUCAAGGCGAGCUGGCUCAUCAACAUGCUUCAUGACGGGAUCGGAAUUCCGAGGGUGGGCCUAGAGGAUACAAAUGUGUCGGACCAUAAUGGCACGAAGGAAGUCUUACAGAGCGGGAAAGACAAGGGAUUCCUCGAUCCUUUCCAAGCCGUGAAUGAGAUUAAAUCCACCGAAGUGAGCUGGACCAUGGGGAAGAUGCUCCUUUACGCCUCAGCGGAGAUCCCACCCGCUUCCAAAGACGUUUUGCCCGUCGGAUUUGGGAGCAAUGUCCCUGGCGUUCCGGACGAUUUCCAAUACCCCAGUGGCGGACGCCUCCAAUCUAUACCGGACCCGGGCCCGGGCUCAUCAGACACAAGCGGCGGAGUCCAAAGCAUCACCGACACCAUCCACGACACACUGUUCAAGUCAGACGCGCCGCAUCGCCUCCCAGGCUUCAUCUUUUUCCUCCUCAUCCUCAUCAUCGCGACAUUCUACCUCUGCGGUCGAGACCGGCGGUCGCGAGUCUACCGCUCCAUAUACCCCUCCUAUUCACCCUCGAUCCCUUCGUCGGCCCCAACAUCCCACGCCUUCUCACCGUCACCGUCCACCACACCGAAACUGCGCAACCCACUUACAUUCCUCAAUCGGCUGAUCAACGGCCGCAAAGGCCCGCUUCACCACCAUUCGCACGACCUGGAAGACCAACGCCUCUACAACCCCGCCGACUUCGAGUUGAACGACUUUUCCGACGACGAGGGCGGCCUCCUCGACGCAGACAAAGCCUUUGGACACUCUCGCACGGCGUCACGCCCGACGUCCUCGCAUGGCCGGUCCUCCUCCUCGCCGCGAGAUAAACGGAGUCCCAACGGUACCGGAGGCGGCGGCGGCGGCAGUCCCGGCAAAUUGAGGCCCGCGGCCAUUGAUCGUGCGGGCCUAGUCGUCCGCACGGAGAGUCGCGAGAGUCUGGCCCCGUUGGCCGGUGCGAACGGGCGGAGUAAGAGUAAAAGCCGGGGUGCGAGUCCUACUCGUGCGCGAUGA
Cladophialophora carrionii CBS 160.54 is the source of this 2199-nucleotide messenger RNA. RefSeq lists its product as uncharacterized. Gene Ontology annotation, biological process: nucleoside diphosphate catabolic process. Gene Ontology annotation, molecular function: nucleoside diphosphate phosphatase activity. The coding region runs from base 1 to 2199 and encodes 732 amino acids. The transcript has a single exon. Lineage: Eukaryota; Fungi; Ascomycota; Eurotiomycetes; Chaetothyriales; Herpotrichiellaceae. The record is from RefSeq and is a predicted model, not a curated record. Gene Ontology annotation, cellular component: membrane.